This is a messenger RNA of Sus scrofa (pig), 2958 nucleotides long. It is a transcript of the gene SERPINE1, whose product is annotated as serpin family E member 1. Lineage: Eukaryota; Metazoa; Chordata; Mammalia; Artiodactyla; Suidae. The record is from RefSeq and is marked provisional. Gene Ontology annotation, biological process: negative regulation of plasminogen activation; negative regulation of endopeptidase activity; negative regulation of vascular wound healing. Gene Ontology annotation, molecular function: serine-type endopeptidase inhibitor activity.
UGCAGAGUCAAGAACGCUGUCAAGGGAGCCACACCCCCUGGCCCGCAGAGGAAUCGCCGUCAGCAAGAGGCAGCAAGAGGAUUGAGUCGCCAGCCAGUUACAAGGCACCUUGAGACUUUCAGGAUGCGGAUGUCGCUGGUCUUUGCCUGCCUAGCGAUGGGCCUGGCCCUUAUCUUUGCCGAAGGCUCUGCCUCCUCCCAUCACCAGUCUCUGGCAGCCCGCCUGGCCACAGACUUUGGAGUGAAGGUGUUUCGGCAGGUGGUACAGGCCUCCAAGGACCGCAACGUGGUUUUCUCACCCUAUGGGGUGGCCUCCGUCCUGGCCAUGCUGCAGCUGACCACGGCGGGAGACACCCAGCAGCAGAUCCAAGAGGCCAUGCAGUUCAAGAUUGAGGAGAAGGGCAUGGCCCCUGCCCUCCGUCAACUGUACAAGGAGCUCAUGGGGCCGUGGAACAAAGAUGAGAUCAGCACGGCCGAUGCCAUCUUCGUGCAGCGGGAUCUGAAGCUGGUCCAGGGUUUCAUGCCCUACUUCUUCAGGCUGUUCCGGACCACGGUCAAGCAGGUGGAUUCAGAGAUGGACAGAGCCAGGUUCAUCAUCAAUGACUGGGUGAAGAGACACACAAAAGGCAUGAUCAAUGACUUACUUGGCCAAGGGGCUGUGGACCAGCUGACGCGCCUGGUUCUGGUGAAUGCCCUCUACUUCAACGGCCAGUGGAAAACGCCCUUCCCAGAGAAAAGCACUCACCACCGCCUCUUCCACAAGUCUGAUGGCAGCACCGUCUCUGUGCCCAUGAUGGCUCAGACCAACAAGUUCAACUACACUGAGUUUUCCACCCCCGACGGCCAUUACUACGACAUCCUGGAAUUGCCCUACCACGGCAACACUCUGAGCAUGUUCAUUGCCGCCCCCUACGAAAAAGAGGUGCCUCUCUCCGCCCUCACCAGCAUUCUGGACGCUCAGCUCAUCAGCCAGUGGAAAGGGAAUAUGACCAGACUCACCCGCCUCCUGGUUCUGCCCAAGUUCUCCCUGGAGAGUGAAGUUGACCUCAGGAGGCCCCUGGAGAACUUGGGAAUGACGGAUAUGUUUAGGCCUAACCAGGCGGACUUCUCAAGUCUUUCAGAUCAAGAGCUUCUGUACAUGUCGCAGGCCCUGCAAAAGGUGAAGAUCGAGGUGAAUGAGAGCGGCACGGUGGCAUCCUCCUCUACGGCCAUUAUCGUCUCAGCCCGCAUGGCCCCCGAGGAGAUCAUCAUGGACCGGCCCUUCCUGUUCGUGGUGCGGCACAACCCCACAGGAACGGUCCUUUUCAUGGGCCAAGUGAUGGAGCCUUGACCAUGGAUGGAAAAGCAGUCCUCGAAUGGGACAGAACUGGAGAUAUCCAGGAAGAAGAAUCUCCGGAGAGAAUUUUCACUUUAAGUCAUUUUGCUGGAGAAAAAGAAGCUAUUUGCCCUUGUUUUCAUAAUGGUAAAUCUUUCGAAUCUGCCUCUUAGACCUCAGGCUCCCCCAGGAAGGGGAGAGAGGACACUGGAGAAAACUCCCCCAGUGGAGGUCCCGGGAGAGACCUUGGAAGCACGUCUCCCCAAAGGGCUGGCAGCCAGACCACAGAACUCUCAGAACCACUCGCGCAGCUGCUUCUGCCCAUCGCUCUGCCCAUUGGGGUCUUCGGACUGGAUCCCACUGUGGCCCUGGCAGGAUAGGACCGCGAGGCUUACAGGAGCCCCUGUGUGCUGGGUAGAAAUGAUUUGCGUUCCAGUCACGUUGCUGUCACUCUUGCGCUGUCUGCCACUGCUGAGAGGGCUGGCGGUGGCGGGCCCAAGGCCAAGGCAAGAAACACCCUUUGGUGGCAAGGUCCGUCCUCCCCCGGCCAGCUCCGAGGUGCGCGACCCACCUGGGCCUGGCUGCUCCCUCCCCAGAAACAGUGUGUAUGUAUUAUUUUGGAGUGUAGGUGACUUGUUUACUUGGAGGAGCAGGCUUCUGCUUCCCACAAACUUCAUUUUGCAGAAAUAGAGGAAGAAACGUGAGGUGUCUGCCUGGAUCUCAGCUCCAGUCUCCCGGUGGGGAGGGUGGGAUGCCAGGGGUGUGCUUGAAUAUUUAUCAUAUCCUUGCCCUUGUGUGCUUGUUAGAGAGAAAGAGGGUUAUAGAGAAGACAUAUUAUUUAAACUUGUUCAUAGUGUUCCUUUGUGGUCUGUGUGGUUGCAUCUCAGGACUCCCGGCCACUUGUCGCCUGUGGGGUGGCAAGCGUGAUGGGGCCCCACACUGCCACCUGGUGGCUGCCUGAACCCCAUUGCUCCUCUCUUUUCCUUGUUUUUCCACUUGAUGGAGGAGGACCCCUGCCAGGAUUAUUCAACUUCAGCCCACUUGAGGGACCAAAGGGAUGGAGGGGCAGGGUUGAAGGGAGACAGAGUUGUUUCCAAUCUUUCCAAUAUAUUUAGGAGCAGGCGUGCAAGGGGCUACAUGACCUAGCAGGACAGAACUUUCCCCAAUCAUAGGGUGACUCACAGCCGCCCUGGUGACUCAUUUCAAUGUGUCAUUUCCGGCUGCUGUGUGUGAGCAGUGGACACGUGAGAGAGGGAGAGAAAAUGACAGAGAAUGAGAGAGACAGCAAGUUCGGGCUCCACUACCCCCAUUAGAUAAUCUUUCUGCAAACCAGCUCGCAGGAGGUUACGGCAUGCAGACCAAUUUAUUGAAGAAUUGCACAGAGAGGUUGAAUGAAUGUAACUAAUAGAACUCCCACCAUCCCACCAUGCCCUUCAGUGAAAAAUGUUCGUUCCUGGCAUUUUUUUUUUCUUUUUUCAUUAUGCACUGGACAAUGACAGCCACACACGUACCCCCGAGGAUACCCAAAUGUGGGGUCCAGCGUUCUUAAAAUUGUGUUUUCUAUGCUUUUUCACUUUUGAUAUAGAAGCAAGUAAAAAAAAAGUUUUUAAAAAAAUAAUAAAUAAACACAAAAAAAGAAUAUUC